AUGACUACUAACGACUGUAAAAGGGUCAAUGAGAUACUGGGGUCUGUACUAUCGAGUUUUCCCACUCUUGAUCCAUCAGUAAUAAAACGUUUGGGACGGCGAUCGGGUGGUAAUGUUAAGCCAAGACCUAUUAAGUUUAUCAUGAGUAGCAGUCAACUUGUGUAUAAGGUGUUGGGAAAAUCGAGGGUCUUCAAGGAGAGUUUCGAUGUUUUCAUUUCAUCUGACAGAACCCCAAGACAGAGAGACUAUUUCAACAAAAUCAAAGGUGAAUUGGAGCAGCGAAGAUUUCAGCAGGAAGUAUACAUUGAUAACUAUUUCUUCCUUGAUGAUUCUUCGAAAUUAUUUCCAGUUAGCGAUUGUAUAGUCGAAGAUCUUCUUGGAAGUCUUAUGUUCGAAAUUGACGAAUAUUUUGAAUUUAACGACGUUGUGGUCGGAGGGUACAUCAGGAAACCAGAAGUCAUGGAGAACGACAGUACAAAUGUUUCACCUAUUGAAUUCGUCAGAAAUGUGAGAUAUUAUUGGUCCGUUGAAACUAUGGCCGAUUUUCUGGAGAAUAAGUUGCCGCACUUGGAUUUUCAUGUUGACACAUUGGAUUAUGAAGGAAAAACUGUUCUGCAAUUGUUGGUGGGUUGUGAGACACGACACAACUCCAGGGAGAAAUCAAUGAUGUGCCUUCUUUUAAAACAUGGUGCCAGUCCAUUGAAGAAACCUAGAUACGGUGGAACCAUUAUUGAGAGUAUUUUACAGAACGAGGAUUCUGCCUUGAUCAUCGAAUUUCUGAAAUAUGUGGAGAACAUCAACAUGAUUCUUGAUAAAAAAACUGCGUUGCAUAUAGCUACUAGAAGAAAAUUAAAGGAUGUGGUAGAAUAUAUUGUUGAUCGAAAUGCAGAUGUGAAUAAAAGAGCUUGGACCGGGUGUACACCUCUGCAUGAGUCAGUAAGAAGCAAAAGUGUUGAAAUGAUGAAAAUCCUAGAAAGCGGAGCUGACAUGGAGAUCAAAAACAAAAUAGUACAAAUACCACUUCAUUUGGCUGUUGAGUAA
Messenger RNA from Coccinella septempunctata (seven-spotted ladybird), 1041 nucleotides. RefSeq lists its product as uncharacterized. The record is from RefSeq and is a predicted model, not a curated record. The coding region runs from base 1 to 1041 and encodes 346 amino acids. The transcript has 4 exons. NCBI's taxonomy places the organism in Eukaryota, Metazoa, Arthropoda, Insecta, Coleoptera, Coccinellidae. Gene Ontology annotation, molecular function: protein binding.